Molecule: messenger RNA, 2862 nt
Organism: Neltuma alba
Lineage: Eukaryota; Viridiplantae; Streptophyta; Magnoliopsida; Fabales; Fabaceae
Product: nucleolar complex protein 3 homolog
Exons: 13
Coding region: 82-2586 (834 amino acids)
Biological process (GO): DNA replication initiation
Cellular component (GO): nucleolus
Molecular function (GO): chromatin binding
Source: RefSeq, a predicted model, not a curated record
UUCCUUCCGCCUUUUGGGACAACGGUUAAACCUUAGCAAAACCUCUGAGCUAAGAGCUUUGCUUGUUCUUCGGUCUUGUUGAUGGGGAAGAAGCAGAAGGUGAUUCUGCCGCCGGACCUCCCUCCGGAGCUCUCGGAGGACGAAAUUGAAGUUUCCGAUGAAGACCUGGAUUUCGUUCGGGAGAACCGCGACUAUGCUGGCUUGAUUUCAACCUUGGACACCCAGUCCAUUACCAAACAUGUGACUCGAGUUGCUGAUGCCAAAGAGGAUGACUUGGAGGCCCUUUAUGAGAAACGCAUGAGAAAAAAUGCUCUGAAGAAAGAAACAGAGGAAACUAGUCUUCAAGUUGAUCGUGUAGAUGCUCUUCCAGUGAAGACCUUGGAUGGAAAACUCUACUACCGAACGGUUUCAAAGGCAGAAAAUGGUUCAGCUGAAGUGGAAAUUGGAGGUGAUAAUGAUGAUGGUAAUGCGGAUAAAGGUUUAGUGAAGCUAAGUAAGGCUGAAAGGAGAGCUAAACUCAAGAAAAUAAAGAAAGACGCAAAGAAGCAAGGGAAAGAAGUGGCUAACGCAGAGGUGCAGCCAGCACCACAAGCAGCAGUACUGGCCGAGGUAAAACAAGAUCUUACUGCUGAGGAGGCAUUUGAAAAUAAGAAACUUAAGCUUGCAGAGCUUGGAAACGCCUUGCUCACAGACCCAGAAUCUAAUAUCAAGUUGCUGAAAGAGAUGGUUCAAAUCUCUAAAGAAAAUGAUCAGAGCAUUGUUAAACUUGGACUGCUAUCACUCUUGGCUGUUUUCAAAGACAUUAUUCCUGGUUAUCGUAUUAGACUGCCCACCGAAAAGGAAUUAGAAAUGAAGGUUUCAAAAACUGUCAGAAAGAUGCGUUAUUAUGAGUCCACUCUUCUUUCAGCAUACAAGGCAUACCUCCAAAGGCUGAUAGACCUAGAACACGAGCCCUUAUUCCAGCAUGUUGCAGUUCGUUGUAUUUGUGCGUUGCUUGAUGCAAAUCCCCAUUUCAACUUUCGUGAAAUCUUGUUGGCCACUGUUGUCAGAAACAUAAGUUCUACAAGUGAUGCUAUAAGAAAACUCUGUUGUUCUACAAUUAAGUCACUAUUUACAAAUGGGGGUAAACAUGGUGGUGAAGCUACUGUAGAGGCUGUUCGGUUGAUUGCUGAUCAAGUUAAAGCUAAUAAUUGCCAACUACAUCCUGAAUCCAUUGAGGUUUUCCUGUCUCUUUCAUUUGAUGAGGAUCUAAGGAAGUCUGAAAAGACAGAUAAUGAUCAUAAAGCGAGAAACAAGAAAAAUAAGAAAAGAAAAAAUGUGGAUGCACCAAAUCAGCUGCAACAGAACGAAAGAAAGAAAAGUAAGCAGGAAUUGAUAUCAAAGAUGAGAGAGGAGGUUGAAGCUGAUUACAAGGCUGCAUCUUUUACACCAGAUGUUAUGGAGCAGAGACAAAUGCAAUCUGAAACACUCUCUGCAGUGUUUGAGACAUAUUUUCGUGUUUUAAAGCACACAAUGGAGUCCACAGCUGUGAGACCCGAGGCAAAUUCCGGGACAUUAUCUGAUACAAUUGGAUCCCACUCAUUGCUUGCUCCAUGUCUAAAAGGACUGGGAAAAUUUUCGCAUCUGAUUGACCUUGAUUUCAUGAAUGAUCUUUUGAUCCAUCUGAAAAAGCUUGCUUCUAGUGGUAGCAACUCAGGCAACGGUUCUGAGAAGUCUCCUAAAUGUUUGACUGUAUCUGAGCGUCUCCAAUGCUGCAUUGUUGCUUUUAAAGUGAUGAGGAACAAUCUUGACGCCUUGAAUGUUGAUUUACAAGACUUCUUUGUCCAUCUUUACAAUCUUUUACUUGAAUACAGGCCAGGAAGAGAUCAAGGAGAGGUGUUAGCAGAAGCGUUGAAGAUAAUGUUGUGUGAAGAUAAGCAGCAUGACAUGCAAAAGACUGCUGCAUUUAUAAAACGUUUGGCUACAAUUUCAUUGUGUUUCGGAUCUCCAGAGUCCAUGGCUGCCUUAGUCACAGUGAAGCAUCUCCUUCAGAAGAACGUAAAGUGCAGAAAUCUGUUGGAAAAUGACACUGGAGGAGGCUCUAUUGCAGGCACGAUUCCGAAAUAUCAACCAAAUUCCACAGACCCCAGUUUAAGUGGCGCUCUCGCCUCAGUAUUGUGGGACCUCAAUCUUCUAUCCAAGCAUUAUCAUCCAGCUAUAUCCACAAUUGCCUCUGGCAUUUCAACCAUGAGUACCGCUCAUAACCAAGUUUUUCUCUCCAACAUUUCUCCUCAACAAGCUUUCAAGGACAUGUCCCUUGAACAAGAACAAGUUUCACCACAAACUGGCAGCGUAAAGCUAAAUAGCAAGAGGAAAAGAGCAAAUGGAGCCCCCCCAUCCCCUUCAAUUGGAUCUACAGCAGAUUCAAGUCCAUUUGAUGAGGAUGAGCUAAGGAAGAAACUUGCUUCUCAUUUUAUGCUUCUACACGACAUUAAGGAGAAUGAAAGGUUGAGAAGGGGGUUGGAGAAGACUACGCUGUCUCUUGAGCUUUAUAAACAGUACAAGAAACAAAAGAAGCAAGGAUCAAAGACUAAAAGCAAAGCUUAGUGGCGCAUCUUGAAUAUAUUCUCUGAGAAUUUUGUAACGUUUGUUCUCAUUCAUUGGCUCCAUAUUAUUAAUUUUCCAUAGGUCUUUUUUGGAAGUCACGGUUCCAAAGUUUUGUGUGGGAAUUUAUUGACCGGCCGGUGUAAUAUAGAUCAGUUCGCAUCAUUAGCUGAGGGAAAGGUACGCUUCUUUUGUGGGAAUCGGACGGCACAUUCCCUACCAUCAUUUAAUUGUUAACUAUUAUCAUUUUUAUUUUAUAUUGAAACUGCUUAUUUUGAA